Psilocybe cubensis is the source of this 597-nucleotide messenger RNA. RefSeq lists its product as uncharacterized. The coding region runs from base 1 to 597 and encodes 198 amino acids. Lineage: Eukaryota; Fungi; Basidiomycota; Agaricomycetes; Agaricales; Agrocybaceae. The record is from RefSeq and is a predicted model, not a curated record. The transcript has 2 exons.
AUGCUCGACGAAAUCGUGAACGCCGUCAAAGACAGUAAGACUCUUAAUUUGUACACUACACAUGACACAUACCUAAAGGCUCUUAGAAAGAUGGAAUCUGCUUGUACUCCCUCCCCUUCUUCAACUGUAUCCCUUCCUGAAGUCCCUGCCGACGUCUCAGAAACUCGAAAUACCCAUAUUUCCCUCAUCCAUUCGUCUUCAAUGCAUCGACCCCAUCCUCGGAUGCAAAUUGCUCGUCUCAGCACACCAGAAUUAGACAAUGAGGAGUUGAUGCAUUUCAAGAAUCGCGAAAAGUCACUGGAACUGCUAAAUCGCACUGUCGAGAUACAACAAGAAAUCACACUAUGGGAGGAACUAAUGAGCGACAAGUGGUCUUAUUAUUAUGGUUGGAUUAUCAACUUUGAUUUUAAGGGUACCACAUACGAGCAAGUGACGAGCGAGGUGAUGGAAAGAGUAAGCAAGUUGCUCCAUGAGUGGUGUGCACUUGUGACAGACUCGGUCCCACAGGAUUUCGAUUACAAGACUGCAAUCAAGCAUAUACAGGAGCUUACCAUUGCCUUAAACUUCAUGCAGAAGUUGAGCGACAAUUCUGAUUAG